CUAUUAUUUGUAUGAAACAUUAGACAAUGGAAAGAAAGAAAACUUCUAAAAAACAAUUUACAAUUUAUGUAGAUUAUAUAAAAUCACAUAAAAUAUUACUAACGGGAACAUGGAGUCCUUCGAAUAAUCCGGAGGACGUCUGCCGAAAGAAGACUAGGGAAAGCAAAGCUCUAUCUGAGCUUGAGGCUGAAAUAAUUAAGCUGACUGGCCAAGGAGCAGUAACAGGGCUCGACUUGGGUGAACUAGGUCUUAACCCGAGUUGUUCUUCAACGAAAACGACAACAAAGCAGCCAGGUACUUCAUAUACUCUAGUGAGUACUGUGCACUCUGAAGAAAGAGAGCAAUCAGAUGAGGAAACAAAACCUGCUUCAUCCCCUGAAAACCAACCAUCCGCUAGUAAGGGUACAGUUAAAAAUAAAAGGAGCAGUCAGUUGAAUUUAACAUCUGUAAAGAUAAUGAAUGCAAUUAAAAUAAAUUUUGAAAGAAUAGCUUUAAGCUAUGCUCAACCAGUUAACUUAUUUUUUGUUUGUAUUAUAGAACUCAGAAGAACAAGAACUGGUGAUGUUCUUUGUAAGACAUAUGAAAGUGCGGUAAACAUUCUAGUAGCAAAAAUGUAUGAUAUAAGAGGUUGCAAAUGCCAUUAACAGAUAUUGUGAUAUAGUAGAAAAUAACAUUGAAACACACUUAUCAUUGACCAAAAAUGAAAUAUUAAAAAAAAUAUAAUUCAAUAUUUUGUUUUAGAACAUUGAGAACAUUGUUUAUUUUAGAUAAGGGAGAUAGUUUGAC
Molecule: messenger RNA, 786 nt
Organism: Leptinotarsa decemlineata (Colorado potato beetle)
Lineage: Eukaryota; Metazoa; Arthropoda; Insecta; Coleoptera; Chrysomelidae
Source: RefSeq, a predicted model, not a curated record